Molecule: messenger RNA, 8100 nt
Organism: Nilaparvata lugens (brown planthopper)
Lineage: Eukaryota; Metazoa; Arthropoda; Insecta; Hemiptera; Delphacidae
Exons: 2
Coding region: 516-7238 (2240 amino acids)
Source: RefSeq, a predicted model, not a curated record
UUGAUAACUCUAGAUUGUGAACGCCUCAUCUUAAACCAACUGCUUUGAGCCAACUUCAAUAGCGUUCCAAGUGGAUAAUUUGUGUAACUCAAAGAUUAUAACUUUUGCUACCAAAUAUGAUCAAAACAAAUAUGGCCGCCGUUUUAACAGAGUUAGCUAGAGUUAGCGGACUCAAACCUGCGCUAUCUGCUAUCUCGUCUGCUAAUCUUUUUCUAACGUACUACUAUAGCAUUGAGUUAACACAAACUUAGCAAAUAGCAGGAGUUAACGAAUAGCUCGACUUAGCCAGCUAACUCCAACAUUGUGAAAAUACCCCUAUUAUCUUCCAAACUGUUUGGCAACUUUGUAAAAAAUGAUCUAUAUCCUUGAACACAGUUGAAUGACUAUGAACUUUGAACUUAUAAACCGGACAAUUGGAAUAACCCUGCAUGUGAAAAGGUGGAUUUAACAUAGCUUUGCAUGCUGUGACUGGAAUGUGGCUAGAAGUGUAAGUUUAUUGUAUCAUUUUAGGACUAAUGGAGACAUUAAUUGUUUCUGCGUAUCCUGCAGAUCUGCGUCAUCGGUUCAGAAUCAAGGAGGCGGUGAAGAAGCCAGCGAAGGAGGAGGAGAAGACACCAACGGAGGUGGAGGAGAAGUCAUCGAAGGAGGAGACGCGAGGAGAAGCAACAUAUGCCUACACAGACGAAGUAUCAGAUUUUGUAAAAAAAUGUCAAGUUAAGGUCGUUUAUUCCCCUGAUUUUAGAUUUACCAGGAGGAAGCACUAUUUUACUUCAUUCUACAAACGUUUAAAUAAAAAAGCAGAAGAUAAUCGGCUUGAACUUGAAAGAAGUCGUACUGAAGCAACCAAUGGAAGCUUUGUCACUCUCGAAGACAAACUUAAGGUAUUGGAGGAUAUGAUGCUCACAGUUACUGCCGAGGAACUCAAGGUGGUUGAAUCAAAGAUGGAGAGAGAGAAGGAAGUGAAGGUUGGUGAGGAGGUGAAUGAGGGAGAGAGUAGAGUUAAAUCCACCAUUUUGGAUAAAGAUGGAUUUAGUGGUACAAAGAACUGCUCUGAUGGAAAAGGAAAGAAUUCUUUGAUGUGGAAGCGAUUGAAAGAACUACUUGAAGAGAACAAUGCUCCAAAAACGUGGGCUGAUAUCAAAAUCACCAGCCAAAAACAUCCCAUAGAUCCUAGCUGUUAUGGAAAAGAAGUGAUUCGGAAGAUUAUCCAUAAAAAGAAGCCUAAAAGGCGUCUGAAGGUUCCAUUCACACGUGGUAGCAGACUUCCACAACGUUUGUCUCGAGAAUUGUAUGAGCAGAUCUCUUCAUCGGAGUCAUCCCAGAACGUGGGAAUUAAGAAACAUGCAUCCCAGAACGAUGAAAAGUCAUCCCAGAACGUGGGAAUUAAGAAACAUGCAUCCCAGAACGAUGAAAAGUCAUCCCAGAACGUGGGCAUUGAGAAACAGCCAUCCCAGAACGAUGAAAAGUCAUCCCAGAACGUGGGCAUGAUAUUGAACAUUGGCCGGCAAAGACCCCUCUACCAUGAGCAGUUUGAAUAUUUGCAAAGUUUUGAGAACGCCAACUUCAUCAGUGCGGACUGGGCGAAACUGGCCGCUUCCGCCGUGCAGCCCUCACCAACCUCCUGCAAGGUGUCCCGUUUACUAAUCCCAGUGCUAUGUGACAAGCUGGUCAAACUGAUCGAGUGUCAAGAUGAGUUGAAAAAGUUCGACAAGAAUGUGGAGUAUGGAAUGGAGAGGCUUGACAUGGAUGGUGAGGAAGAGGAGGAAGAGAGGAAGGAAGAGGAGGAGGAGAAGAAGAAAGUGAAACGGAAAUCGGCAAUCAGUUCUGUAGUGAAAGGCGUCGUCGCUAAACUUGUCGAUACUGUAGUUGCAGACGAAGAGGAUCUAAAUCUUGAUGAAGUAGUUAGUCAACGUCGUGUCGGCAGGGAACUGAAACGACUGAAUGCUAGUCUCAUUGAGGUGGAAGAGGAGGCAGCCAGACCCCCAGAUGACGCCGACAAUAACCUAGCCAAAGUCGAAAAAGAGUACCACCAAACUGUUUUCAAGAAGAAGGACAAAAUUAUCUUUAUGAAGGGUAAUAAUAAGCGGGCUAGAAGGCGUCCGAUGAAGUUGGAUGACCAUGUCUUUGAAGUGGGAGAAGAAAAUGAGGUGGAGGAGGAGGAGGCCACAAAGCGUAGUAGAAUAGACCCCGCCAAAGAGUACAAGACUGACUUGAUCAGGCAGGUGGAAGCAAGUGUAGAACAUGAGCUGUCCAAUCCACCUAUCAGAGAUUGCUUCGUGAAACUAGUCAACGCUAAAUUAGACCAACUUCAAAAACCGAGUGCAAUUGUAAAUGAUUCAGAUGAAACCUCUGAAAACCCGACUCCAAUUGUAAAUAAUUCUGAUGAAACCUACGUAGAAGAAAUUUGUAGUUUACCUAAGUUCAAUCUAAAGGUUCCAGAACAUGUGACACGACCACCUCUUUAUAAAAUUGGAUGCGACAAUGAUGUGGGUCCUUCAAAAUGCAAGAAGAGGAAAAUUGAGGAGAGUGAAAUGGUUAAUUCCAGCCCAUUGUCAAGCAUUGUUAGAACCAAAGAUUUGAACGGUUUGAAACUGGGAUCACUUUCGAGUAACUCAGAUUUGCCAGCAGUGCAACAGAAACGCGUUUUGUUGAACAAUAACUCAUCUCAUAACUCCAAAGUCGUACCUGACGCUCAGAAGCGCAUUAAAACAUUGAAACCUGUACUUACCCCAAGAAACAAUGAUCAGCAACCAACAAUACCCUCCCCUGACAAAGAUGGAUCUCCUAAACGUAUUAAAACUCUGCAACCAGCGUUACCCUCCCCUGACAAAGAUGGAUCUCCUAAACGUAUUAAAACUCUGCAACCAGCGUUACCCUCUCCUGGCCAAGACGGAUCUCCAAAACGUAUUAAAACUCUGCAACCAGCGUUACCCUCUUUUGGCAAAGACGGAUCUCCAAAACUUAUUAAAACUCUGCAACCAGCGUUACCCUCUCCUGGCAAAGACGGUUCUCCAAAACGUAUUAAAACUCUGCAACCAGCGUUGCCCUCUCCUGGCAAAGACGGAUCUCCAAAACGUAUUAAAACUCUGCUACCGGUACUAACCCCAAGAAACGUUGAUCAGCAACCAGCAAUACCCUCCCCUGACAAACAUGACAAAGAUGGAAUUCUGCUACCUGUACUCAGCACCGUUAAUGUAUGUUCUAAUUUAGCCCUACCUGAAGCUGAUGAAGCUGCUCCGGUUGCUAAACGUUUGAAAAGCAUGGAGCCUGAACCCAAGCUGGCUAUAAAAAUUCAUAGUGUGGUUUCACUCAGUGGCGGCACAAUAAAUCCAUUCGAGAACAACUCUCCACCAAAAACAAAUGGGCUGGUUGUACCGACUGAAGUUCGGUUCAAGGAAAUUGCGGGCGACUUUGAAAAGACAACUUACAAUAACAAAGAUGUUGUGAGUCGCUCGCAGUAUGAGUUUGGCAUUCACAUUCUGAAAAGGGACAGUUUCAGUGAAAUGGUGUAUAUGCCGUAUGCGUAUGACAUGAAGCACAACGAGGAUGGGUAUUUCGGCAUGUAUUUUCAUCGUGGCACACCCGACACAGUGAUGGUGGGACCGUUUCAAACGAACGAAGACCCCCAGAUAUUCGUACACCGGGGUCGCAAUCCAGUGUGUGUCACACUGGCCAACAAAUGGUGUGAGGACAAAGAUUUCCUUGACACGUUUUGGAACUGCCACAACAAAGUCCUUUUGAAACAUAUCGUGAAAUAUGCCUAUGCAAAUCGUGCCUAUGUCUACAAGACACGGAAGCCACAACCUAAAUUUAUAAACAUCAUCAGGAGAUCGCUGAAUGUUUCCAAUCAUCAGACCUUGAAUUCUACAAGAAACUUGUGUGCCGAACCAGCUCCACCGGUUGAACUAGAAAGUACGGAGUCAAAGAAAGUUGAUGUCGAUCCAGUUGAAGAUGGUGAAAACAAUCGAGUCAGAUCUUUGAAACCAGCUCCACCGGUUGAACUAGAAAGUACGGAGUCAAAGAAAGUUGAUGUCGAUCCAGUUGAAGAUGGUGAAAACAAUCGAGUCAGAUCUUUGAAAAAAGCAGAAGCUGUAGGUAAGUCUGAACAUGAACCAAUGGAACCCAAAGCUGGUGAAAACACUCAAGUCAGAUCUUUGAAAAAGGCAGAAGCUGAAAACCCGGAAACUGGUGACCAAGUUGUGAACGACAAUGGAUGUGAGCCUGAAGCUGGAACACCGAACAAGGAUGGAGAAUGUACUACAGAUAAAGUUAAAGAGGCAAAGAGAGAGUCUAAAUCAGUAACCCCGAUUUCUGAGCAGCCCACACUAUCUGACCAUCUAAUAGAGAAAGAGAGACAGUUCUUUGAGUUUGCUAGGAAGCUGAACACUUUGGCGCUGAAUAGUGUGAAGCUUUCCGUCAAAAAUAACGAAAUGAACCAGUCAGUCAAAGAUAAUGUGAAGCUUUCCUUCAAGAAUAACGAAAUGAACCAGUCAGUCAAAGAUAAUGUGGAGCUCACCUCUGUUGCUAAAAAGAAAAAGAAGACAGUGACUUUUGCAGAUGAAUUGUUGUUAGUCAUGCCUGAGUCUCCUAAGAAAGUUGAUGCUGAUACUGAACUUGUAAAACAAAAUUCCCUACCUGUACGCAAAGAUGUCAAAAUCGUUGGAUUUGAUAAAGGGAAUCCAGAAGUUAUUGAGAAAAAUAAUGCUGCAGAAAUUGAUAGUCACUUGAUAAAACAAAAUGCAUUAUCUGUAUGCAAAGAUUUAGAAAUUGUGAGAAAAGUUGAUGAUGGAACUAAAAUUGAGAACAAGAAUUUGGUGGAAGCAGGAGUAAAGGACUUGGAUAUAAUCAUUAGAAAAUUCGAUGCAAAAGGAAACGUUGUUUCAGAAGUCGAGAAGAAGGGUAAUGCUGCUGAAAUUGAUAGUCGCUUUGUGAGUAAUAAUGCUUUAUCUGUACGCAAAGAUUCAGAAAUCAAAAAACAUUUUAACAAAAUAGAAAUUAAAAAUAAGAAUGCAGUGGAAGCAGGAGGAAGAGACUUUGAUAUAAUCAUUAGAAAUGUGGAUGAGAAAGGAAAAGUUGUUUCAGAAGUCGAGAAGAAAAGUAAUGCUGCUGAAAUUGAUAGUUGCUUGGUAAGGAAAAAUGCUAUAUCUGUACGCAAAGAUUUAGAAAUAGUUAGAAAAGGUGAUAACAUAACAGAAAUUAAUAAUAAGAAUGCAGUGGAAGGAGAAGGAAGUGACCUAGUCAUUUGGGUAAUUGACGAUAAAGGAAAUCUUGUGAAGAAAAAUGCUCUCUUGCAAAAAAAUAAAGUUGACCACACUUCUAACAAUAGAAAGGAUACGAAUCCAAUUGAGCCAAAGGUUAUCGAAACAAUUGACCUGUGCGAGAGUGAACCAACUGUUCCAAAUGUCACGUUGACAGAAACUCGUGCUGAGCCCACUGAACGUGACAUGAGUAAAAAAAGUGCAAAAGUUGCAAAAAGUAUUGAAAAGCAACCUAAAGUGGAAAGAAAAAUUUACCCUACGAUUGGCUUCCGAAAGAUAGAGCCAAAACCCACUACUCUCUUUUUCGACAAAGGUACGUCAAAAAUGUUUUUCCGAGUCGAUAACGCUAAAAGCAUACUCAAUCUCGAAAAACUUCAGACACCGAAUUCCGCCAAACAAACUGAAGCAGUUGAAGUGCAUAACCCUGUAAUCACAACACCAACUCAAGCUAAAAAACCAGCAACAAAUCAAAUUCAAACAACAAAAGUCAUUGAACCUACUAAGUCGACCAACCAAGUUCAAGUCCUACCAACUACAAGUUCGAGUGCUGCAUCUAAAUCCACUAUAAAAAUGCAAGCUAAAAAUCCAGCAACAAAUGAAAUUCAAGCAACAAAAGUCAUUGAAGCAACCAAGUCGACCAACCAAGUUCAAGUCCUACAAACUACAAGUUCGAGUGCAGCAUCUAAAUUCACUAUACAAUUUCAAACCAGAAAUCCAGCAACAAAUAUAAUUCAAGCAACAAAAGUCAUUGAAACUACUAAUUCGACAAACAAAGAUCAAUGCCUACCAAAAGUCAUUCAAAUACCCAGAUUUCUAAUUCCAAACGCAGCAAAUGGUUCCCCCAUACAAAUUCAAGCCCUACCAAAAGUCAUUCAAAUACCUAGAAUUUUAAACCCAAACGCAGCAACCAAACAAAGUUUCGGUCCACAAUAUUUGCAAUUGUCUCCGUUAACAGAUGGUCAAGAGAAAAAGUUCUCCAUACAGCAUCUGAUACCGUAUGAUGAUGAUGAUACGAUGCAGUCGGCUGGUGAGAAAUCUGUCGGAGGACUAACGAAGCAGAACCCUUCAGACAAACCAAUGCCUCACGUGGUACAAAUUGAUGGCAAAAAGUUUCUACAAACACUGCCCAGUACUUCAUCACUGUCUGCCACAGAAAUACAGAGUAUGUUGAGUAAGGGAAAUAAUAAAGUCCUGAUAACGAUGGGGAAGACUGACAAGUUGGUGUCUUUGCAAAAUAAUCAAAGUGUGGUGAGGUUGACUAAAACACUUGGACUGCAGGCAACUCAAUCGCCUACAAACAGCAUUCAACCUCCAUCAUCUUCUCUUAAUUUACCAAGUGAUGUGUCCAAGUUAACAACGACUGUAACACUGAAGGAAGCUCCAUCAAUAUCAAUCUCGAAUCUUGCUGAAAAGUCAGUGAGUCAACCAACUUCUGUACAGAAAGUGACACCACCGGAAAAAGUUUCACCAUUCAAAGUAGUUGUUGUCUCAAAUCAUGCAGAAAAAACGUCAGAAUCAACCAAAAGCCAUGAAAAAUCACCGAAAGUGUCUAAAGGCAACCAAACUAACUUACCGAAAGUAACGAUUAAAACAAUUCCGAAAAAAGUUUCAGUCACUGAUUAUGCUGAAAAUACGUCAGAUCCAACAAAUACUCCAAAAGAAGUUUCACCACUGGAAACAUCCAUCAUGAAUCAUCAUGAAAAUACGUCACAUCCAACAAAUACUCCGAAAGAAGUUUCUACACUUGAAGCAUCCAUCAUGAAUCAUCAUGAAAAUACGCCAGAUCCAACAAAUACUCCGAAAGAAGUUCCACCACUGGAAGCAUCCAUCACGACUCAUCCUGAAAAUACGACAGAACUAAUAAAAAGUCCCGAGAAAACUACACAGCAAGAGAAGACCGAAUUUGAAGUGAUUGAAGCUUUAAAGAACAAUCCGGAGUAUAUGUUAUCUUUCGGGUUAUCUUUUAGUAAUGAUUGGUAAUCAUUUAUCUCUAUAUCAAUUGUUGAUAUUAUUGAUAAGAAUUGAUUAUUAUGGAAAUCUUGUAAAAACUUGAAUAAUAUAUGUGUACUGACAGUAAUUCUAAAGCUGGAUUCAAUCAGAUUUAAAUCUGAAUCCAAUCAGCUGGAUUCAAUGUCGAAUGUUUUAAUUCAAGCUUGGAUAUAAAUAUCAAUUGUUGAUAUUAUUAAUAAGAAUUGAUAAUUGAUUAUUAUGGAAAUCUUGUAAAAACUUGAAUAUAAUAUGUGUACUGACAGUGUAUAUGUGUACUGGAUUACCAUAUAGUAGUUUCAGUGUAGGUAGCUGAUACAGUGAGAUUGUUACUCCUAUAAGAUAUAAUGCGACAAUUCAUACUUGCUCUGUCUUGCUGGGUGAGAAUACUCCUAUAAGAACUCAUGGAAAUGAUAUUUUCACGUUCACUGUGUAAUGUAGCCUAUUAUUUUACAUAUAUUUUCACAGUGCGAGAGUACCCAUUGUUUAAAAAUUAAAAGUGUCGAAGACGGUGAAAAUUCAUGACAAGUAAAAUGGACUGAAAAAUGUAGGCUAUGCCUCUUGGCAGACGGUUACGAGGACGGGACCUGGUACUAUCUACAGCAGAUAGCCGGCCCAGCUGCCAAGAGGCAUAGCCUACAUUUUUCAGUCCAAUUUUACUUGUCAUGAAUUUUCACCGUCUUCGACACUUUUAAUUUUUAAACAAUGGGUACUUUUGGACUGUGAAAAUGCAUGUCAAAUAAUCGGUCACAUUACAACUGGUACUGAUAUUGUGGGAAAUCCAGGUAAAAGCAGAAUUUAUCUACUUACUGUAUCUACUGUAAUUAUCUGAUUAUAUCAACUGUUGUUUCUUGAU